Anguilla rostrata (American eel) is the source of this 3063-nucleotide messenger RNA. Its product is annotated as dachshund homolog 2-like. The transcript has 12 exons. NCBI's taxonomy places the organism in Eukaryota, Metazoa, Chordata, Actinopteri, Anguilliformes, Anguillidae. The record is from RefSeq and is a predicted model, not a curated record. Gene Ontology annotation, molecular function: RNA polymerase II cis-regulatory region sequence-specific DNA binding; DNA-binding transcription factor activity, RNA polymerase II-specific. Gene Ontology annotation, biological process: regulation of transcription by RNA polymerase II. Gene Ontology annotation, cellular component: nucleus; transcription regulator complex. Bases 151 to 1977 code for a protein of 608 amino acids.
AUAGUUGCCUAUUUCCUACAGUCCAGUGUGAGCAAGUGUACAUGGGAAAAAAGAGAGAGGGAGGGCGAGAGUGACUGAACAGACGAAAGCUCGAUCGGGAGUGAGACAAGAAGAGAGAGUUGUUUUAUUUUUUUUAAAUAAAAAGUGACAAUGGCCGUAUCGGCAGCUCCUCCUGUGCACUCACCCAACUCCGCUCCGGGAUCCGGGGGUCUGUUCCGCUCCGAACCGAUGUACUCCAGACCGACCGAAAACACGAGACUGACCAACAGCAUGAUCAACACAUUCAUCGCCACUGGUGGUGGAGGAGGUGGAGGAGGUGGCGGCGGCGGCGGCGGAGGGGGCAACGGGAACGGCGCCGGCGUUAGUAACGACUGUAAAAUGGUGGAGGUCCAUGGGGUCAAAGUAGCCUCCUUUAAUAUGGACGGACAGGAGCUGAUCUGCCUACCCCAGGUUUUCGAUCUGUUUCUCAAACACCUCGUCGGAGGGCUUCACACGGUCUACACUAAGCUCAAGCGCCUGGAUAUAUGCCCGGUGGUGUGCACCGUGGAGCAGGUCCGAAUUCUGCGGGGACUCGGCGCCAUUCAGCCCGGGGUGAAUCGCUGCAAACUCAUCAGUCGAAGUGACUUCGAGGCGCUUUACAACGACUGCACCAAUGCCAGCUCCAGGCCCGGCCGUCCGCCUAAGCGCUCCCUUGGGGUCGCCAUGCAGGACAGCUCCAGGCUUCUGCCCCACGGCAUCCACGGCCUGCUCUCCCCGGGCCUCCUCUCCCACACAGGUCUCACGGCGAUGGCGGAGGCGAUGAAGCUGCAGAAGAGGAAGCUGAUGGCCAUGAGCAGCCUGCAGGGGGGCGGCUGCCAGAACGGCACCGAGUCGGAGAACGAGGAGCUGAACUCGAACGCGGGGGGCAGCGAGUCCUCCUGGGAUAAGGACAAGCUUCAGUCCCCGCCCCCCAGCGCCGGCCCGCACAGCCUGAGCCACACGGGCCUCUCAGCCCAGCACGGUCUGACCAGCUCCCAGCUCAGCUCCCUGCAGCAGAGCCACCUGCUGGCUAACCGACUGGACCUGCCAUUCAUGAUGAUGCCCCACCCGCUGCUCCCCGUCAGCCUGCCUCCCGCCUCCGUCGCCAUGGCGAUGAACCAGAUGAACCACCUGAACACCAUCGCCAACAUGGCGGCCGCCGCACAGAUGCACAGCCCCCUGUCUCGGGGGGGGGCCUCCGUCAUCAAGGAGUGUGUCCAGGACAGCCCCUCCCCUGCCCCCUCCAUGGAGGACCCCGCGCUCCUGCUAUCCCAGCCUCCCUCUCACCCCGACACCAGCGCCUCCAGCUCCCCCGCCCCACACCAGCAUAGCCCCGAGCACAUGGGACUGAACAUACUGGAUGGGGAUCUGGGUGGCCAAGAUGUCAGCGUUCACAUGAAGAAGACCUUUAAAGAGAAAGACGACACCCAGCUGGCGCUGCACAUGAUGAGGCCCGGGUUCGAGAAGCUGUCGGGACAGGGCCUGCCCCCCGGUUUCCCCGCCCCUUUCCUGUUCGCCGACGGCCUCUCCUCCGUGGAAACGCUCCUCACCAACAUCCAGGGCCUCCUGAAGGUGGCGGUUGAUAACACGCGUGUUCAGGACAAACAGAUCCAGCAGGAGAAGAAGGAGCUGAAGAUGGAGCUGUACAGAGAGAGGGAGAUGAGGGAGAGCCUGGAGAGACAGCUCACCUCUGAGCUACAGAGCAGAGCCUCCAUCCAGAAGCGGCUGAAGAAGGAGAAGAAGGCCAAGAGGAAACUGCAGGAGGCGCUGGAGUUCGAGUCCAAGCGGCGGGAGCAGGUGGAGCAGGCGCUGAAGCAGGCCACCUCCCCCGACACGCUCCGCAUGAGCCUCAACGAGGCCGUGAUUCCGGAGGUGGAGACGGAGCAGAACGGGAACCAGCAGGAGAACUCAGCCAUACAAGAAAACAGAGGAUACAUGAAGACACCUAUAAUGUACUAAUAAACACACACUCCCCCCCACUCGCCCCGCCCCCACCACUCUGAUUGGACGGAGAGGUCGCCCCGGUAACAGCAUCUUGUAUUGGUUGGUUGCUUGGCUCCUCAAUCCCUUCAGCUGAUGCUCAUCUCCAGGACAUUGGGUGGGGCUGGGUUGGCAUGGGGGGGGUACGACCAAUUUGACCCCCCGUUCCCCAAAAGGGAGAGAGAAGGUACAGCAUUCCUCGGUGGUACUCAACCUUUUCCCUCAUCGCAAUGACAACUUGUAAAAAAAAAAAAAAAAAAGAUUUUCUUUUUCUCUUUUUGACUAUUCCUUUCCUACUACUGUUUAUUUUAUUUUUGUUGUUGCUGAGAUUUAAAAAGUAAAAGGAGGUUUCUUGUUGCGUGUUCUCACCGUUAUUUUUAUUAUUUUUAUUUUUAAUGUUUAUUUAUUCCCUCCUCUCUCCUGGUUUCGAGAUCCUUCACAGCUCCACACGCCCGUAGGGGACAGUGUUUCUUUGUGAUGCAGGUAAACAUGAAAAAACCCGAAAGGAAAAGUAAUGUACAAACUUCUUUUUUUAUUUUAUUUUAUUUUAUUUUAUUUUUAAAAGGACAACGUGCAUUUCAUGAACUCUCAAACAGUUUGGUUUCUCUGCCUUUCGAAGGGACUGACACAGAGGAAUCUUCGGGAUUUUUUUCACAGUCUCAUUUCUGUUCCGUUUCCUUUUUCUUUACUUUUUGGAAAAUGAUGUAGAAUAAAGAUGUCUGUCCUACCAAUGGCUGAUUGAGGCAAUAAUAACCCCCCACCCCCUCAUUCUCGCCUGCUAAUCCCCACACCCCAGUUCACCCCACACCCCCCCACCCCAAACCCGAAAUCUGCUUCUUUCACACUACUGUGGUGAACCCUUUUCAUGACCUUACUUUAUUUGUUUUCUGUGUUUUUUUUUUGUUUUUUUUUUUUGUCAAAAGUUCAGUUUGAAGGAAUGUUGACUCGUAUCUAGUAGACUCCCCCAGCAAAGUUUUCUCAGUUGUACUGUAUUCAGUUUGAAAUUAUUUGUUGAACGGUUCUUGCAAAAAAAGAAAAAAAAGAAAUACAGUAUUAAAAUAAUCA